AUGCACGUUGAAAAGUUCCCGCUGUCGCCGCCUAGUCUCGAGGAGUUGGCUGAAGCUCUGGCAGGACCUCUUACUGAGAAUUACGAGUGUGCCACUGUUGAGGUUGUCCAGUGCCCUGAUCUCCGAAGAGCGCCGUUUCAUCUAGCAACCGAAGGCCUUUCGGGCAUGGAAAGAGUUGCAGACGUCGGGGGCCAACCAAAUCUUUUUCCAAGCCCUCAGCUCGACAAAAUUUGGUCCAUCCCCAGAAUUGCUGAAGCCAUGGAAAUGGGACCUGAAAGGGGGAGUUUGAUUGGCGCUGGGGCCAGUCCAUUCCACGUCAUUGGCCAAAAUUGCGAGCUGGCCCCAAAUUUGAGCUGGGCAGGAGGCUUUGAUCAUGUCGACAAUCAGACACGCGUCGCCAAAAUCGACUUAGAUGACGGAGCUGUCCAUGUCGAUAUGAGUCCUUCUACAGAGUGUGCGCUAAUGAUCAACCUAUAUGGUUCAUUGGGCAUCCCUGGUCCAGUACUCAAAAUUACGGCAAGGAAGAGAACAGGUAGUGAGAAAAGCUUCACUGAAUGUAUCCAGAAAGGGCUUUGUGCUUCUUAUGGCACUUCUCGAACAGUCAGCCUUGGUGGCGCGUUCGUGGUCAAGUCAGGCUAG
Neoarthrinium moseri is the source of this 639-nucleotide messenger RNA. RefSeq lists its product as uncharacterized. Gene Ontology annotation, cellular component: nucleus. The transcript has a single exon. Bases 1 to 639 code for a protein of 212 amino acids. Gene Ontology annotation, molecular function: hydrolase activity, acting on ester bonds; zinc ion binding. NCBI's taxonomy places the organism in Eukaryota, Fungi, Ascomycota, Sordariomycetes, Amphisphaeriales, Apiosporaceae. The record is from RefSeq and is a predicted model, not a curated record.